AUGCCAAACGGAACAGGAAAUCGGCAAAGGUUUUUCACCUGCCGGGAUCUAGGUGCAAGAGUGAAAGAGAAUGAGGCAAGAUCGGUCUUGGUUGGUGCUCCCAAGGCAGAAUCUAAAUACAGCACCUCUGUGCAGUCCCCAGGAGCAGUGUUUAAAUGUCGAGUCCAUACCAAUCCUGACAGAAGGUGCACAGAACUGGAUAUGGGUCGAGGCAAUUCUCGGGGCACACUCUGCGGAAAGACCUGCAAAGAAGACAGAGAUGAUGAAUGGAUGGGUGUGAGCCUGGCUAGACAGCCGAAGGCUGGUGGAAGUGUACUGGCAUGCGCACACCGCUGGAAAAACAUCUACUACGAGACAGAGUAUAUCCUGCCCCACGGCUUCUGCAACAUCAUUCCCCCCAACCUGCAGCCCAAUGGGAGGAGGCUCUUGCCCUGCUACGAAGAGUACAAGAAGAAGUACGGGGAGGAGCACGGCUCGUGCCAGGCAGGGAUUGCAGGCUUCUUCACUGAGGAGCUGGUCAUCAUGGGGGCACCGGGAUCUUAUUAUUGGACAGGAACUGUCAAAGUACUGAAUCUCACUGACAACACGUAUUACAAGCUGAAUGAUGAUGCUGUGAUAGCCAGGCGGUACACGUACCUUGGAUAUGCGGUGACAGCAGGUCAUUUCUCUCAGCCAACUACCACGGAUGUUGUAGGAGGAGCUCCUCAGGAUGGAGGCAUCGGAAAGGUUUAUAUUUUCAGAACAGACAGACGAUCAGGCUCUCUAGUAAAGAUUUUUCAGGCUUCAGGAAAAAAGAUGGGCUCUUACUUUGGCUCCUCCUUAUGUGCAGUUGAUCUGAACUCUGACGGGUUGUCAGACCUGCUGGUCGGAGCACCUAUGUUUUCUGAGAUCAGAGAUGAGGGUCAAGUCACAGUCUAUAUCAACAGAGGAAACGGAGUGUUGGAAGAGCAGCUUGUCCUGGACGGUGAUGGUGCCUACAACGCACACUUUGGGGAGAGCAUGGCCACCCUCGGCGACAUCGAUGACGACGGCUUCCCAGAUGUUGCCAUUGGAGCACCUAAGGAGGAUAACUACAUAGGAGCAGUAUACAUUUACCAUGGGGAUGCCAAUGGUAUUGUACCUCAGUACUCUAUGAAGCUGUCUGGGCAAACGAUAAACCCAAAGCUGAGGAUGUUUGGCCAGUCUGUAUCAGGGGGAGUUGAUAUGGAUGGCAAUGGUUAUCCAGAUAUGACUGUUGGAGCCUUCUUGUCAGACAAUGUGGUACUUCUGAGAUCCAGGCCUGUCAUUACCAUGGACAUCUCCAUUUUCCUGCCCGCGUCCAUCAAUAUCACAGCUCCUCAGUGCCAUGAUGGCUUGCAGCCGGUGAACUGCCUCAAUGUCACAGCCUGCUUUCGCUUCAGUGGCAAGCGUGUUCCUGGCGAAAUAGGUCUGAAUUAUAACUUGACUGCUGAUGUGGCAAAGAAGGAAAAGAGCCAGCAACUCAGAGUUUACUUUGUGACUUCUGGAGAGACAGCGGGGCAGAUCACAGAGAAGUUACAACUGUCGUACAUGCAGGAAAAGUGCGAGCAUUACCUAGCAUAUGUCAAG
Molecule: messenger RNA, 1587 nt
Organism: Leptosomus discolor (cuckoo roller)
Lineage: Eukaryota; Metazoa; Chordata; Aves; Leptosomiformes; Leptosomidae
Source: RefSeq, a predicted model, not a curated record